This is a messenger RNA of Filobasidium floriforme, 3178 nucleotides long. RefSeq lists its product as uncharacterized. Bases 1 to 2706 code for a protein of 901 amino acids. NCBI's taxonomy places the organism in Eukaryota, Fungi, Basidiomycota, Tremellomycetes, Filobasidiales, Filobasidiaceae. The record is from RefSeq and is a predicted model, not a curated record. The transcript has 4 exons.
AUGUCGUCGACGUCGGCCUCGGCUUCGGCUUCGGCAUCGAACAAUGGUCGUCACAAUAUCCGUCUUGUCAAAAAACAAGUCAAGGCUCAACCCGAGGAUUGGGCUCGGGAUACGUCGAACCCCGCAGAGUCCACCGAUGCGGCCAUCACGAGCCAGUGGAACCAACUUUUGGAAACCAAACCGUCCAAGGCGGCCCCUCAAUGGCGACAGCGAUAUCCUAACCCACCGAUCAGCGUGUCCUCUCCACUUACACCUCUCCCUGAAAGCUCUCCUCAAACCGAUAUCAUUGAAGGAUCUGCCGAUCCCCCCACCGACCCCGAGCAUCUGCAAGAGGGUAACGUCGCGAACAUGACAUCGGAGCAGAUUCGGAACAAGCUUGUCAACAAUGUAGCAGUUUCGGAUAAGCGACAGUCUGACAGCCAGAUGUCGAGCCGAUCCAAGGUUCUGAAGGAACACCUGCUCCCGGUUGUUCACCAUCAACUUGACGGUCAGUUUGAUCCAACCUUCGUCAAGCUGGAAGUUCAUCCGGAUCAAGCCAAAGAAGGUAAUGCUCUUCUAGAGCGUGGCAGGGUAGCCUACCGAUCAAAAGAGGCCUUGGACCUGAGACGGCAGAUUGCCAACUUCAACAAGAAACCCGCGGAGGAAACGGAAGACAAACCGUCACAGAAGAAAAGCGUAGAGAAGGCCGGGAGCAAAGCUGAAGCUAAAAGCAAAGAUGGCGAGGGAAGCAAAGCGAACAACAAGGAUUCAUCGUCUGCGAAGACUACUGAGAGAGAGAUCCGUCUGGCCCAGCUACAAACUCGUCUCCUCAACCUCGUCUCUCGUGCCAUGGUCGGCAAAUCUUACAGCGAUCUUCAUCACGAGAACGGGGACAAGCAUGUAGACUAUUCCACCAUGGCUCUCGGCAACAAGUUUCCGCAGAUUCGUGCCGAUAUCCUCACGUUGAAGGAAAGCCGGGCGGACUUGGUCACAGCGAGGCUGACAGCGAAUAAUAUUUGCGCUGCCGGAGCGACGAAGAUUGAAAGAAAUGAAGACAAGCUGAGGGGCAAUAGUGAUGAUUUGGCAUGUUAUUCGCUCACGUGCGUCCGAGAUACCCCGAUCGCCGGCACAGUCUACGGAUUCACCGCCUGCGGGCCCCUCUUUCGGCUCUGGUGCUACGAUCCGCUCUGUUACUCCUCGGGCUUGCCAUGCGACGUUUCGCCCGAUAACGACGAUCAAGAUCACAUCGACGACUUCCUCAAGAUGGUUGCCCUCUUGUGUGGACCCCUCGAUGUCCUGAUAUGUCACUGGAAACCGCGUGACCAGGCCUUCCUGGCUUUUCGAGACGACCCGGACGACCUCGAAUCAGAACCGUUGCAGAUCACCAACUGGAAGUCUUUAGUCAGCAAUAGACCUCACGGAGCGGUCUUCGUCCGCGAGCAGCUGAUCGGCCGACGCUCGACCGCUUUCGCCGGGAAAGGCACCAUCAAUGGCAAAGAAAAAGAUCUCGUCAUCAAACUGUCUUACCUCUCGAAAGACCUUUGCCGUCACGAGCAGAGGGUGACGAGGCACAUCCGCGAUUUCAAGUUCGACGAGCUGCUGGAUAGUGGCGUGGUCCGCGGUUUCGAACUCGACGAGAAUGACGUCUCCAACCUCAGGCGAGGAUACUCUCGUCUGCCCCGAUAUGUCGGUACCUUGGAUUUCGGCGACUAUGCCGCGAAACAGAUCGAUCAUGUCGAUGCUGAGACGGGUCUCACCGGGACGCUCUACCUGUCCGGCCUGGUAACCGAAGGCCUUCACGGCACGAUACUGAGCGCCAAAGCCCCGGAGGAUCAGACUAUGCAGGUGUACGGCGACGCCGCCCGCUGCCUGUGGGCAUCUGCGCUUUGCGACGUCUACUAUCGCGACCCGAAUCAAGGAAACAUCUUGCUGCAUGCCGAAGGUGGUGGAAUGCUGAUCGAUUUUGGCAAUGCCGUAAUCAGAAGCCUUACCGACUCGGCCAUCACGCUUUAUCAACGUAGCAGCAGGCUCGAGGAUGAUGCCCGCUCAGCCAACCCCUACUUCAUCUCUCUCGUUUCGGAUGAAGCUGGAUUCAAAGCUCAAGUCUACACCGAGGCUCUCACAGCCUGGGAGAAGAUAAAGCAUAAGUCUGAGGGGGAUCCCGACCGUCUUAAAGCGGAAAAGAAACUCCGCGAUGCGGAAAGACAAAUCGACGAGUUUCGUGCACCGAGAUUUUUCGAUGAUCUUGAAUCCAUCAUUUAUUGCCUGCUUCACCAGCUGGGCCGUCACCAGGAGAAAUUCAGUACUAAAGGCGAGGUCAUCGCAGCCAACCCGGCGGAGGCGAGCUUGAUCUCGGAUGGUCCAAAAAGGAAAAUGUGGACCCAACAUUAUCUCCACCCGGUGAUGGAUAACUUGAAACUGCAAAGCGGGAACGAGGAUGCGAUCAUUGCGUCGGCAGACCACAUCAAAUCGGCCGGCGUGGUCUUUCUCGACACCUAUCCUAUCGAGGUUUCGGAGCAGUCGGGACAGUCAAGGCGAUCCGAUCCGGAACUAUCCACCCCGACCGACAAUACCUGUUUCCGGGAAGUGAUCAAGGAAUUUCCCGCCGUGGAAUCGUACUCCCCCAACACCUUGCCAACAACGACCUCGGAUGCUGGGGCCCCGAAGAGGCCAAUCUCUGCCGUGACCGAUUCUUACCAACCACCAGCCACUCGACCACGAAAGUGAUCCCGCGAGCAGCUGCACUCGUCUACCUUGAUCCUGUCAAGCGUGUCGUUCCGAGCCUUGGGAUCUCAGCCUCCUGAACCCGUUCCGUUAGACAUAUCUUUCCCGAGAUCCGAUCCCUACCGACCGGGUUGGCGAUACUUUCAUCUCCCUGUUACGAUCAUCCGAUUACGACUUCUGUUUUUUUUCUUCCCAUCUAUACCCAUAUGCUACCUGUUCUACAUGUAUGUCCUCGCACACUCCGACGACCGUCGAACCCUGCGACAACCCCGAACAUGGGGCGAAAUAUGCUCCGCGCGAAAUGACAUGUAUCCGGAUCGAUCCAUCCGCAUAGUCGGAAAGUGUUUCACAAGUCGAUUCGUUUAUCGGCAGUGUAGGGUUCAACUCGGCACGCGCUCACCAAGCGGAGCGGCCGGGAUCAUGGUCUUGGUCGAGAGACGACUCGGAUCGACCAAGAAAUCGAACCGGGUCAGUU